Messenger RNA from Pangasianodon hypophthalmus (striped catfish), 10603 nucleotides. It is a transcript of the gene insrb, whose product is annotated as insulin receptor b. The record is from RefSeq and is a predicted model, not a curated record. Lineage: Eukaryota; Metazoa; Chordata; Actinopteri; Siluriformes; Pangasiidae. Gene Ontology annotation, cellular component: axon; membrane; insulin receptor complex. Gene Ontology annotation, molecular function: ATP binding; phosphatidylinositol 3-kinase binding; insulin receptor activity. The coding region runs from base 1064 to 5092 and encodes 1342 amino acids. The transcript is spliced from 21 exons. Gene Ontology annotation, biological process: protein autophosphorylation; cell surface receptor protein tyrosine kinase signaling pathway; multicellular organism development.
GUGUUUUGGCGCGCGCCGCAGAUCGACCCGAGCUGACUUGUUUACUGCUGGAAGGGACACACGGAGAGAGACAGGAGUCCAUAUGAGACACAGCGACCAAUUUUACCCACUUUUUUGUCUACUUUCAAGUUGACUGACGCGUCCAUUUCAGGUGUCUGUAAGGGAAACCGGUGUGUUUGUCGGCGCGGGUCGGUUUCAGGUGUCGUGAGGCUGGAAGACUCUCAGUAAGACGCUCACACGUCCAACACUAAGCGCUCCAUUUUGGCUCGGAAAAAAAAACCACAGCAUAGACGGAUUCCCAGCCCCUGGGUGAAUGUGACUCGUUUUGAAACGUUCGGAAACCCGUGUGUGAGGGUGUUGGAGAGGAAAACGUGUGCGUAUCUCAAACCCUACCUGGAGAAUUAAAGACCAACUUGUGUUUGUGGAGGAGCAAAAUACUGCAAGUGCGUGAAACUGCACGAGCUGGGGAUUAACGCCGAUUUAUCCUGGAACAUCCACAAGCUGGGUCAAUAAUUAAUUGGGAUAUUUACAUAACGGAAAAAAUCGUCUGUCUUAUUAAUAAACACAAACUUGUCUGAGGUCAGUAGGAUCGGCGUGUUUUUGAGCAGUAGUGCAGACUCUAACUGGAAUUUCUCGGAGGAACCUGCAGGCCUAGUAAACACAUGUCAGAUUUGUCUGGGCUCAACCCACUACCUGGAUUUUUGCUGUGUGUUUUUGAGAAGGAUGUCCGCGUAACCCGCUGAAAUGAAGCUGUGCAUCCGUGUGCCUUUGUGCAGGAGCUCGAGCUCGCGCCGUGUGAUCGCAGAGUGCAGUGUAGCGCACGAGCAGAAGGCGGAAUAGGUGCACGCGCUGAGGUGAACUCGCUCUCAAGCACCACGCUGGACUUGUGCUCUGUGUCUGAGCCGCAGUGCCUCAACUUUUCCCAACUUCUCACUGGACUGUCUUCAUUUUUGUUUUCUUCUUGAUAAUUGUUGUUCUGUUGUAAAGCUUUGAAGGCACUACAAAUCGGAUUUAAGGAUUUUUUUCUCCCAGAAAAGUAAGAAGAAAGGCGUUUGAAGGCACAAUGCGCCCGGACUCGGUCCUGGCUGUUUUCCUCACUUUUAUCAGCCUCUUGUGGCAUUCUGGAUGUUUAAAUGCUGAAAUCUGCUCCAGCAAAGACAUCCGGAACGAUGUGACCAACCUUCGCUCUCUAGAGAACUGCACAGUGAUCGAGGGUCACCUGAAGAUCCUGCUCAUGUUCAAGACCCGAGCUGAGGACUUCCGUGGCCUGAGCUUCCCCAAGCUGGUGAUGAUCACCGACUACCUGCUGCUGUUCCGCGUCUACGGCCUGGAGAGCCUGAGGGACCUCUUUCCCAACCUCGCUGUCAUCCGCGGCAACAACCUGUUCUUUAACUACGCCUUGGUGAUCUUUGAGAUGCUGCAGCUGAAGGAGGUGGGGCUUCACGGUCUGAUGAACAUAACCCGCGGAGCCGUGCGCAUGGAGAAGAACCCCGACCUCUGCUACCUCUCCACCCUCGACUGGUCCAAGAUCCUUGACUCGGUGGAGGACAACUACAUUGUGGCGAACAAAAACGAGCGAGAGUGCGGCGACAUCUGUCCCGGAACCAUCACUGGAAAGAUCACGUGUGUCCAGACCACCAUCAACGGCAAUUUUGGAGAACGCUGCUGGAACCAGGAUCACUGCCAGAGGAUUUGUCCUGCUGCGUGUAAACAUCAUGCUUGCACCUCGUCCAAUCAGUGCUGCCAUGAUCAGUGUCUGGGCGGGUGCUCGGAGGUGGGCAGUGCCAGGGCGUGUGUGGCGUGUCGUCACUUCCUGCAUGGAGACACAUGCGUGGAGAAAUGUCCUCCCGGUUACUACACCUUUAAAGGGUGGCGCUGCGUCUCCUUCCAGUUCUGUCAGGAUCUUCACAACCACUGCAAACAGACGAAGAGCAAAGACUGUCACCAGUACGUCAUCCACGACGGAGCAUGUAUCCCAGAAUGCCCUUCAGGAUACACCAUCAUGGACUCCAUGUUAAACUGCACUCUGUGCGCUGGUCUCUGUCCUAAGCUGUGUACCGGAGUGCAGACGAUCGACUCGGUGACAGCGGCUCAGGCUUUGCGCGGUUGCACCGUCCUCAACGGCAGCCUCAUCAUAAAGAUCCGCGGUGGCAAUAACAUUGCAGCAGAGCUGGAGGCCAACCUUGGUCAACUGGAGGAGAUCACAGGAAACCUGACCAUCCGCAGGGCUUACGCGCUCGUCUCGCUGUCCUUCCUCCGGAAACUCCGCCUCAUUCGCGGGGAGGGUCUGGAAAACGGGAACUACUCAUUUUACGCGCUGGAUAAUCAGAACUUGCGUCAGCUCUGGGACUGGUCCAAACACAACCUGACCAUCCAGCAGGGCCGCAUGUUCUUCCACUACAACCCCAAACUCUGCCUGUCUGAGAUCCAAAAGAUGGAGGAAGUGACGGGGACCAAAGCACGACAAAUCAAGAACGACAUCGGACCUCGCACCAAUGGGGAUCAGGCCUCCUGUGAAAACCAGCUUCUGAAUUUUACCAGCAUCCGCACGAUGGCCAAACAUAUACUGAUCACGUGGGAGCCAUUUUGGCCUCGUGACUUCAGAGACCUGCUGGGCUUCAUGGUGCUUUAUAAAGAAGCUCCGUAUCAGAACGUGACUGAGUACGAUGGGCAGGAUGCUUGCGGUUCUAACAGUUGGGUGAUCACGGACGUGGAGCCGCCGGAGAGGACAUCAGACACGAAGCGCGACCCCGGCUGUCUCCUGAUGCAGCUGAAGCCGUGGACGCAGUACGCCAUCAUGGUGAAAACGCAGCUGUCUGUCUCUGACGAGCAGCAGGUCCAAGGAGCCAAGAGCAAAAUCAUCUAUGUCCGCACCAGCGCCAGCCGACCCUCUGUGCCUCUGGACCCCAUCUCCUCUUCUAACUCUUCGUCUCAGAUCAUUCUGAAGUGGAAACCUCCCACAGAGCCUAACGGGAACAUCACACACUACCGUGUGUCCUACCAGAAACAAGGGGAGGACAGCGAGCUCUACAAAUUUGACUACUGCCAGAAAGGAAUGAAGCUGCCGUCCCGCACUCCCACAAACCCCAGCCCGGACGUCAAUCUGAAGUGGAAUCAGACUGAGGAUCAGAGUCAGAACGUGAAGUGCUGCAGCUGCCCCAAAACCGAGACGCAGCUGAAGAAGGAGGCCGAGGAGCGCGAGUUCCGCAAGACCUUCGAGAACUACAUCCACAACGAGGUCUUCGAACCCAAAUCGCACCGUCGUCGCCGCUCAGUGGGAGUGGCUAACUCCACUCUCUCCUCCACCCUGACCCCGCCCCCUCAUCUUGCCAAUGGUUCCUCCCCUACUCCGAAGCCAGAGGAGAAGUUGGUGCUGAAGGUCAUUGGUAAAGAAUCGGUAGUCAUCUCAAACCUGCAUCACUUCACCAGCUACCAGAUCGAGAUCCAGGCGUGUAACCACCCAGAGGACCUGGAUUUCUGCAGCGUGGCCACCUUCGUCAGUGCCCGCACCAUGCCCGAGGUCAAAGCAGACAACAUUUUGGGCCGUGUGACUCAUGAGAUCCUCCCUGAAGAACCCGAGUUUGUGUACAUCAAAUGGCAAGAGCCCAAAUCCCCAAACGGCUUGAUCAUCCUGUAUGAGGUCAACUACCAUCGGCUAUCUGAUAAUGAGGAGCUGCAUCACUGUGUAUCGAGGAUCAGUUAUGAGAAGAACGGAGGCUGUAAAUUGAGAGUUGGACAUCCUGGGAAUUACAGUGUCCGAAUCCGAGCCACUUCACUGGCAGGAAACGGAUCCUGGACCGAGUCAGUUUACUUCUUCGUGCCGGACAACUACAUGAAUGUGAAGAUCAUCAUCGGGCCGGUGAUUCUGCUCAUCAUCUCGCUCUUGGUUGGAAGCGCUGUCUGUUUUGUACUCAGGAAGAAGCAAACUGAAGGACCCACGGGCCCCUUAAUCGCCUCAUCUAACCCAGAGUACAUCAGUGCAAACGAUGUGUACAUUCCUGAUGACUGGGAGGUGGCACGUGAGAAGAUCACACUCCUGCGCGAGCUUGGUCAGGGCUCCUUCGGCAUGGUGUAUGAGGGCAUCGCUAAAGAUAUUGUCAAAGGAGAGUCGGAGACACGAGUGGCCGUCAAAACUGUUAACGAAUCUGCAAGUCUGCGUGAGAGGAUUGAGUUCCUCAACGAAGCCUCGGUCAUGAAGGCGUUCAGCUGCCACCAUGUGGUGCGUCUGCUGGGUGUUGUAUCAAAAGGACAGCCAACGUUGGUGGUGAUGGAACUGAUGACACACGGAGAUCUGAAGAGUUACCUGCGCUGCCUCAGACCUGAUGCUGAGAAUAAUCCCGGCCGUCGUCCUCCCACGCUCAGUGACAUGAUCCAAAUGGCUGCAGAGAUCGCAGACGGUAUGGCCUACCUCAACGCAAAGAAGUUUGUGCACAGAGACCUCGCCGCUCGCAACUGCAUGGUGGCCGAGGACCUCACUGUGAAGAUAGGAGAUUUCGGAAUGACCCGGGACAUUUAUGAGACGGAUUAUUAUCGUAAAGGAGGGAAAGGCCUGCUGCCUGUCAGAUGGAUGGCUCCUGAAUCACUGAAGGACGGAGUGUUCACUGCUCACUCAGACUGUUGGUCAUUUGGUGUGGUGCUAUGGGAGAUCAGUACGUUAGCCGAGCAGCCAUAUCAGGGCCUCUCCAAUGAGCAGGUGCUCAAAUUCGUCAUGGAUGGAGGAUAUCUGGAUCGGCCGGAGAACUGUGCUGAGAGGAUGCACAACCUGAUGCAGAUGUGCUGGCAGUACAACCCGAAGAUGCGUCCCACCUUCACUGAGAUUAUUGAGAUGCUGAAGGAUGACCUCCAUCCAUCGUUCCAGGAGCUCUCAUUCUUCUAUAGCGAGGAGAACAAACCUCCCGAAAGUGAGGAGUUCGACAUGGACUUUGAGAACAUGGAGAGCAUCCCGCUGGACCCAUCCUCAUACAACCAGAGGGAGGAAGGGAGCUUCAGCCGAGACAGCGGCCCCUACGACGAGCACGUGCCCUACACGCACAUGAACGGGGGCAAGAAAAAUGGCCGAAUUCUCUCGCUGCCUCGCUCCAGCCCUUCAUAACAUUUCCUCAUCGCGCUGCUCUGUUUUUCUUUAUCUGUUUGUGUUUCUUAGUUUUUAAUUGUAAUAUUUUUUCAGAGGCCCUUAAAACAGAUCUCAGGUCUUUUUUUUUCCUUAUUUUUGGACUUCUUUCCUGCUGUGGCGAUGUGGUUGCAAAAGUCUUUUCUCCAGAUUCAUCCAAAUCGCAGUUUGCUUACAUCUCCUUUUAUUUUGCCAAGUUUCCUGGUCGAUGGAGAAAUAAUUAAAAAACUGUGAAUAUGAACCUCUGAAAACCAGAAGGCUGCUUCAGCUAAACCUCUUUUCCCACUCAGCCUUUAUUUUUCUUGUUUUUUAAAAAAAUAAUUUUCCGAUUUUCAGAUCGUGGCCUUUAAUGAGUGGCCUACAAAACAAAGAGAACAUCCAGUUCCUCUGAACAAUGACUUUGAAGACUGUAUCAGAGGACUUAUGUACGAGGGACGACACAGACUAUUCUAAGAACAAACAUCGUCUUCACGCAAAGGAGGAUUUUACUUCUGGUGGAUCCUUGAUCCUUUUCGCCGAUCCACUCUGGUGUUUGGUGAAUGCGUUUUUAAUUUAUUGGCUUUUUCUUCCUCCUCUUUCUUAGUUUUUGCUCGUAUCCUUUUUUAUGACUGAAGGAUAUUUAAAACAGUUAAGGAUUGGACAGGGGCGUUUCCUCAAGACUGACCAAAAAGCUGCUGCUUUGAUAUCUAUUGGGUAUAAAUAUAUAAUAUAUACAAUAUAUAGAAUAUUGAUGGGAUGUCAAUAUUAUAUAUAAUAGAGGCAACAUUGAAAAUUUUGUACAUAGUUCGUUUUUUUUAUGUCUUCACCAGAUAUAUUUUUCAAUAAUGGUGUCUUUUUAUUUAAAACAUUCACUCUCUCAUUAAACAGAAUCACACACUACUCAACACUCACACAGGAAAAUACUUGUAAUUAGUAACAUAGCAUGUAGGGGGCGCUAAUUAAAGCAGGACAGACAGUGAGACCUCAGAUUUUUAAAAGAUGUAACCCCGUUUUUUAACCAAUAUCUGUUUGUGUUAUUGGUUCAUUUUUGACUCUCUGUGUUUUAGGGUUUAGCUUAAUAUUCAGUUUAUGACGGAAAGUAACUUCAGGGUUUUAACAAUACUUACAAAAAGUCUCUGAAAGAAAUCACAAAAAGUUUUCUGUCAAACACUGCUGUGUUGAAUAUUCAAAAAAAAAAAAAAAAAAAAAAAACAGCAACAAGAUGGCAGCAUCGUAAGAGCACUACAUCCAAAAUCGCUUAAUAGUCCGCCACCCGAGGUACACAAUGCUUUAGAAUACACUGCUAACUAGCUAAACCUUUAGCAGUCGAGCUACUAGCCACUGUGACAAAAGCCACGCCCCAAACAGUACACCAUCGUAGGGUACACAAUAUUAUCAAUACAUGUUAGAUCAUUGUUUAUUAUGUUCACUUUAUUCAUACACCAGCUUAUUACCUCAGACAACAUUUUUUAAGGUUUAGAUGUCAAACAUAGGUACUGAAUCGUAAUAAUGACGCUAUCCUGGUGUGGGAACGUCUCUGAGGACUGUGUGUUGGUCAUGAGGAUGGAUGUUAAAGCAUGAGGUUUGGUUAAAUCAUUCAGCAGACAUCAAGCAGUGAGCUUCCCAGAUUUCUCAAUUUAACCAAGAUGUCACAUAGAGUGUGGGAAAAAUUUGUUGAAGAUGUUUUGGUUUGUCCUUCUUGUGCAGAAAUAGAGGAAGUAUGGAGGACAUUAGAAUAAGUGGCAUCACCUCACCAUGGUUCCAGUUAUCCCUGAAUUUGGACAGAGACUAGAUGCUUGAGAAAAGACUGCUUUUUGUUUUAAGUCACCGGAUGUUGUAAAGCUGUGUUCAGAAGAUUUUAGAAAUGCAUUUAUAUAGUUUGUGUUGGACAUGUCUUUAUUUGUGCUGGUUAAGUAGGUGAUACAGGAUUGAUACACGUAAAGGAAUGGCUAACGUGGUAGAUAAUAACUGGAUCCUAGCAGGAUAUAAAACUAUGGUUUAGCAUUACUGUUCAUCCUCCUAAAUUCCAUAAAUGCCAACAUGGCUAAGAGAAACUAAUAGAGUAUCUAGAAGUUAGACCGACUUUUGGCUUUUGUGCCCUUCUAACUUCCACCAGUGGUAAUGUGGCUAACAAAGCAUUAAGCUAGCAGAGCAUUAAGCCCAGAUAUAAGAAUGACUGAACUUGUAACUUGCAGAAAUGCUAAAAUAUGAUAAUUGAAACUAGCAGCUUUAUUAAAUGCUACCAUAACUAACAAUUAGCAGAGCAUUAAACUCUGAAGUCAGAAUUAACAUUACUACUGAUAGUCAUCAACAAAUAAAUUAAAAAAUGUUAGCAAUCUGAUGCUAGUGUUAACAUCAUUGAUUGAAAUGUAGGCUUUUCUAUCUUGCAGAAUCGAUAACGGAAGCUAGCAGAGCAUAAAUCCCAAAGUCAGAAUUAGCAUUACAGUUGGUAUUCAUGUAAUAGUAACUUCCAGAACUGCUAACGUGGCUAACAGACACUAGGAGAGCAUUAAACCCUGAAGUUAGCAUUACCGUCCGCUUUCAUUAACUUUCACAAAUGCUAAGCUUAGCCGAGGUGUUAAGAAUGCAGAUUUUCUGAUAUUUUAUGAUAUUUCUAACCUUCUCAGUCUACAAUAAUGUAAUAUGUUCAUAAGAAAUCAUAUAAACUCCUCACAGCUUUCUAUAGCCUAUUAUCAUGAAGGUGUGUGGAAUUUUCUUAAACAAGAUGACAUAUCUCUGAUGUUUGACACAUAUUUAUUUUAUUAUAUCCAACCCAGGGUACAUCUUAGUUCAGAUAAAUAGAGAGAAGCAGGUAUUAUUGCUGAACAGGCAGACUCUGUUCAGUAAUGCUAAGUUGAGAAAUUACUAUAUUUUUAAUAGUUUGGACACAGUCUACCUCAGUAAUUUACAGAAUAUAGUCAAGCGGAGGACGUUUUCUCUCUCUUUCUCUCUACAAUGUCUGUUAGUCAGCUAACGACAUUAAGGUGAAGUUCGAUGAUCGUCUGCCACCGCAACUAGAGUUCCUAUCUUUUAUUAUUAAGAUUAAUUUAUCUGUUUGUUUUUUUUUCCAGGGGAAAUGAUUGUUUCAAAUGAUCACAUCACAGUGUAUUUCAUAGAUAAAGCCACUGAAAUGGGACCUAAUUGAAAUGUAAAAAGUUCUAUUCCCACCAGGACACGUCAGAGUUCAUCUUAAAUCAUUCUGUGGUUUUUCGCGUUUGGUAUUUCAAAUAACCUGUUACUGUAAGACAGGGUCUCUAGAAGAGAGUACACUUUAGAUUGAGCGCCCCCUUUUGAAGUUUAGUCUGUAGUGUAUAUGUGAUUACCACUGAUAAUCAUUUCAAUACGUUUCUCUGCACUGAAUAAAGAACAGAAAAUUAGUUUACUCCAGACUCACUUAUAAUGGAAGUCUGGAGUAGCAAAGAAAGCUAACUGCACUAGGUACGUACACUCACCAGGGGCACCAAUGAUCUCUGCUACUUCCUUCCAAGUUUAAAUUCUUUUUUUUUUUUUUUAGUUGUAAUGUCUCUAUACAUGUUUACUGAGAGGUUGUACAUGUUUAAUGACAGGAUUAGAUGAAAUCACGGUUACAAGUUUUUCUUAAAUUUUUCCAAAAUGGGAACUAAUUGCAGGUAGGAACUAAAGUUGUGAGCGGGGAACUGAAUAAACAUCGGACCACACGCAGAAUACGAUUGGUCUGAGGAAUCAUUCGAGCCAAGUGAUUUCUCACUUUACAGCAUCAUCCCCAAUUUGCAAAGAAUUGAGUCUCACUUGUUGCUGAAAUCAUGGCUGCAUGUUGCGCUCCUUUGUCACUUCUUUGUUUGAACGUAGGAUAAGGGUAGGUUUUGUCCGUCAAGGACCAUUUUUGCAAACUAUAUUUUUGUAGAACACAUUUAAAUAGUACAUGUUCAGUCAAAGUUGUUUUAAAUGAAGCUCUAAAUGGUUCCUCUAAAUGGGACUAUUUAUUCAGAGAAGCAGAAAGCUGAAAGUGUAAAGUUACCAGAAGUACUUUUUAGUUUAUUACUGUCACACUGGAGUUUAAUAAAACUCCAUGAGCAGCACUUGGGUGAGACUGUCUUAUAUGUCCAUGACAUCCUGACACCUUUACUGUUCCAGUGUAGCGGCUGUAGUUUGCUUUACAUAGCCACACAUUGAGUUUAUUUAUUUAUAUUCUAUUAGAAGUGAAUUUGGAAUAAAGAUUUCUGAUCUUUUUUCAGUGAAUGGAAAUGUUUAGAAAAUUCUUGUCUGUGGUAAUCACACCUACGCUAUAGAUGUGGUGGAUAGAGAUUAUGUUGAAAAGAGCUGGAGUUUUCCUUUCAUUUUGUGAAAUAAGGAGAAUUUACAUUCAGUGUAACAACCUCAAACAAUACCAGUCAUUUUAUUCACACAUCAAACUUUAAAAAAAAAAAAAAAAACAAACAAAAAAAAAAACCUGUCACAGGACAAACACACACAGAAAUCCAGCAUAAGCUUUUUACGCUCUUGGUUUGUUCUGCUCAUGUCAAAUUAUUUCUCUUGUUUCAACACACUUGUCAUGUCAUGAUGAAAAUAGUUCCCUUUCUUGCGUGAACUGAAUGUGUUUCCUGUUAAAUGUUUUUGUCUGUUGUUUCAUCAAUGUAUUUUUCCUUACUGUGAAAAUGAAAUUUGGGGGAGAUGGACGCUACACGCCUCCCCUUGUGCAUGGGUUAGCUCUUCUAGGACAAUCCUGUGUGCCAAAAAUGUUUUCAUGUUUUAUUUUUCUUUAAACAAAUCUCGGCUUAAGAUGAAUUCUCAGGAAGGCUCGAGCAUGGGAGGCUCAGCUCGCUCCCUCAGCCUCUUGAUCAUGCUAGAAAUUAGUUGUGCUCUUUUUAGUUUUUUCUGGCGGAUUCUAGCGACACAAGUGAAGAGCGUACGUGGCGCGUUGUGUAGCCUAAAGGCCGUUACCCACAGUGCCUUGCACAGACUUCAAACCAAACCCAGCCAUCAGACUCCCCUGGACUUGGAGCGUUCCUCUCAGACGGAGAGAAGAGCCUUGUUUGGGACACUUCCUGGAGUAUUACCCACAUCAAUGGGGUUUUUAAAUGCAUAGUCUGAGAUAAAGGCGAACUUUUAAUGGGUUAAACGUUUUGGUUUUUUGUUUGUUUUUUUUUUUUUCCCUGCUUCUGCUUGGCUCAAUAUUACUGUAUGGGUAUAUGUGAAUGAUGUUCUUGUUUUGGUUUUUUUUCCUUUUUUCCCUUGUGUUUUGUUUUUAAAGCUGAACUUGUCUCUGCUUGGAAUUGCUGUGGCUCUUAUCUUUAACGCAGCAAAGCGAACGAUCAUUUUCCCAUAAACUUUCACUCGGUCCCUCAUUCAUCCCCGGAAUAAGAUCCUAGUGCGGAAGAAAAAAGGGAUAGAAGAGUAUGCUAAGUAGUAAUUGCAACUAUUUAUAGAAAACAUGAUGAAAAAUAAGUCAUACUGUAGAUAGCAGCAGGUUCCCCGCAAACACACAGCACUUAAUUUUAAGUUUAGGAGUUUUUUUUUUUUUUUUUUUUUUUUUUU